UUCGAAGAAGUAGGAAAAACAAAAACAAAGAAGAUCUAUUCCAAGGAGAGAAAGAGAAUGAUGAAGAAGCAAGUGACGAUCGUGGCGGCUCUUAUGAUUCUGAUGGCUUUAUCUUCCAGCUUGGAUAUGGUGGCGGAGGCUCAAUUAGGCCCCGGAGACUGUUACGACGGUUGCUCCACCGCCUGCGUCCAACGUGACUCUAGAAAGACGUCCCGAUGUGAUCGCAAGUGCUCCAUUCGUUGUGGCCCAGAUGCUGUCAGGGCAAGAGGGACUGGUGUUUGAACUUUAUAUCUUACCAACAUCCAUGCAUUUAGAUUCAAUUAUGUUGUAAUCUUAUCUCUAUAAUCGUAUCUCUGGAAAACUUAUUCUGUAAUAUCUAUGUAGUUAUUGAAACCAAUAAAUAAUAACAACUAAAAUGGUUGAUUAAAGUACGAA
Arabidopsis lyrata subsp. lyrata is the source of this 435-nucleotide messenger RNA. RefSeq lists its product as uncharacterized. The transcript is spliced from 3 exons. The record is from RefSeq and is a predicted model, not a curated record. The coding region runs from base 58 to 282 and encodes 74 amino acids. Lineage: Eukaryota; Viridiplantae; Streptophyta; Magnoliopsida; Brassicales; Brassicaceae.